Messenger RNA from Spizellomyces punctatus DAOM BR117, 2144 nucleotides. RefSeq lists its product as uncharacterized. Bases 534 to 1736 code for a protein of 400 amino acids. The record is from RefSeq and is a predicted model, not a curated record. The transcript has a single exon. Lineage: Eukaryota; Fungi; Chytridiomycota; Chytridiomycetes; Spizellomycetales; Spizellomycetaceae.
CAGGCAUGCAUCAUGCACGAAUACACAUCACCGUCUUUAAAGUUGUGAUGAAAUUGGGCAAUUUGAAGGAUGUAGUUUAUGCAAUACAAAAUAUGAAUAAUGGAUCUAGACCCACCCAAGCCAGUGUUGCCAUGAUUUGCUCGAGUUCACCGAGGAAUAUGGACAACUCGUUGCCUCUUGUUCAGAGACAUGCAUCAUCAUCACGCAUAAACUGAGUACGUUCGUUACAUAGCUCAAGACAGAGAGCAAUGGCGAAAAGUAAUUUCAGUAUGAUGACUAUUCCGACCGGUGGGCCAAAUACGACUACUAAGAAAACACACGCGUCGAUUGCGCAUGUCCCCCACGCAAGAGGCGAAGGUUUCUGGUAUUUUUAUGUGUUGAUCGGGAAAACGUCGAUGCGCAAUUAUGUACUGCGGAGCUAGCAUCUAUGAUAUGGGGAAGCCAUGAAAGUUUAGGCUUCACCCUUAUUAGAUACACAUUUAAACAAACCAUCUACAGGACACGCUACAUCCCAUUCGCACGAUCAGGAAACCAUGUACGAACUCAAAUCACAACGAGGUACCGAAUUGACGUAUGAUAGCAAAGAUGUCUACGAGUACAGAGAUGGAAAAAAGUACGCACUGAAACAACUUGGAGAAUACGCUGCCGUCUAUCCGCUCCAUGUUUCUUCGAAAGAACCUAACGGAGGUGACGCUGAGGAGAAUGAUCCUCCCUAUCACCCACAUGACGCGACCGAGUUUUACUGUGACUUUUUUAAAAAAGGGUCAUAUCUGUAUUCGCUGAGGAGAGACAACUAUUAUCCUUCAAAGGAAUGUAUGAUCGAAUUCUACAAGAACAAGUAUGGCAAGGUUGUCUUUAUCUUCAACAAGAAACAUGGUGCUAUUGACGUGUGUGAUGCCGACAACGGAACAACGCUACAUACGGACGACCGCUCCGACAAGUUUGUACAGGGUUACAAACGAUUGGGCGAUGCGUAUCUGUUCUUCGAGGGAUGGUAUUGGAGUCCCGUCUAUUAUUCGGCAUUGUACGAGGUGGACAAACUCAUCAACGAAGAGAAUUACGAACCAGUCGUCAUCGAGUGGGAGGGCGAAUACUCGCCAGGGUUUGUCCCAACAGAAACAGGCAUGCUAAAGUCACAGUAUAUUGAUCGAGAAUUCUCACCAAAGCAAGUCAUGGAUAAUCAUGAGAGCAUCGCCAAGGAAUGUCAGAGACUACAUCGAGUCAAAUUCUUCAAUGAGCACCGCAGCAAAGAUAACUUCCUUCGAGUGAUCUUGAAUUUAUCAUCUGAGCAUAUCUCUUUCGAGAGCGACGCAAAGAAACGUCUAGAAGAUCUCCUCAACGCAGACGUUGACUCGCUCAAUAUCACUGUCACAGAAAAAGUAUCUGGGUCAGACUCGACGUCGACAUACGAUGACAAUCUCAUUCGGGGAAUCACAUUUUCUGAUGAACGGAAAGUGAUCGGCUCCUGGCGAGAAACUAUAACGAGAGAAGAUGGCUUGCGCUAUCUCACACCAAAGAUCCUUUUGCCGUUCGAUAUGUUUGGAGGGUAUGUUGAUGGUUACGUUCGCAAGAUAUCUGUAGAUGGCUUCCAUCUACGCUUCCGAUUCGAUUAUGUGCUUAAGGGGGCAGAUCCAUCAUCUGUCACGGUAGAAAUCGAUCAAGAUCUGACAAAGGAAGAAGACGGUGAGGGAUACAAGGUGUCAGAUGAUCUACCGUGCAAGAUAAUGGUUCUGUGAUGCUGCCUGCUUAGUGUUUAUCCCAUCACGAAAGGUGGAGGAGGAGGGGGGCCGAUGUAAUUAGAGGAGGGGACAUUCUGCGUCCAGCGUCUGUUUUGAAGAGGAUCUAGUAGGCUGCUGUUGUUAAGAGAGCAAUUCAUAUGGACUUGGACAUGCCACCAUCCGUGGAUUUGCCUUUUGGCAGAGCGGACAGGUGUACCACAAUCCGGACAUUUAGGACCAAAGAGCAAUUGGAGGGCAUACGACUGUUACGGGAGCCGCAGCGUCGAAAGCGGGUUUAGAUACGGUAGUAGACAUAAUAUUAGAUAUUUCUUUUGGCUUAAGAUGGGACUCGGGUUGGCCCCCAAAUUGUGUCCAUUCAUCCAUCGCCCAAGAGUAUCAUCCUUUUCUGAUCCUCUAGGAUUCCGA